GGGCGCGCUCUGCCGAGGCUCGCAGACCCGGGAGUCGGCGCCCUCUCCAGGGGCUUCCCUGUUUGGCCUUUGGAUGGUUGCCACGAGGAUGGAGAGGAGCGGCAUCCUGGCCCGGUAAACGCACAGGUCGGCUCGUGUUUUGGGCCAUGGACUCUCUGAGACACCCUGAGGUGUAAAGAUGUCGAGCAGAAACAGGGCGCUUGUGACAGACUUCAUUUCCUACAAGCUGUCUCAGCGGGGCCACAGCUGGAAUGAGAUCGAAGGCGACGAGGGAAGCAGGACUGAGCUGGCCGACGAGAUGGGGGGCGUCCUCAACGGGAGCCCCUCUUGGCACACCGGCAGCAGCCCGGUCGUCAAUGGGGCGACGGGGCACCUGACCAUCCUCGAAGACCUGGAAGACGGUCCCCGGGAGGAUGUGAGGCAGACGCUCAGGGAGGCUGGCGACGAGUUCGAACUGCGGUACCGGCGGGCUUUCAGCGACCUCACCUCCCAGCUGCACAUCACCCCCGGCACCGCGUACCAGAGCUUCGAGCAGGUGGUGAACGAACUCUUCCGCGACGGGGUGAACUGGGGGCGGAUUGUGGCGUUUUUCUCCUUCGGAGGGGCCCUGUGCGUGGAGAGUGUCGACAAGGAGAUGAGAGUGUUGGUGGGCCGGAUUGCCAGCUGGAUGGCUACUUACCUGACCGAGCACCUGGACCCCUGGAUCCAAGAGAACGGCGGCUGGGAGCGGUUUGUGGAUCUCUAUGGGAACGAUGCCGCCGCGAAGAGCAGGAAAGGGCAGGAGCGCUUCAACAGGUGGCUCUUGACGGGGGCCACCGUGGCCGGCGUGCUCCUCCUCGGCUCGCUGCUGAGCCGCAAGUAGCCAGAGACUGACCGCUCGCCCGCCCGCCCGGGUGCCGCGUUCCGCCUGUCAGCCUUGCGAUCAUUCCAGGGGGUGGGCAAGGGGCCUUUGCAUUGUAACCCCCCACUCUGACCCAGCUCCCCCCCCAAAAGCAACUCACAGACCUCUUUCUGGUGCCUCCUUCCGCCACCCCAGACCCCUCCAGCCCCACGUCACUGCCCCGUGCCCCCACUUCUGGGUGCUGGGCUGCCAACCCCCCCACCCCCGGAGCCUGCUUCUUCUAGCCACCACGACUCACCAGCUGGGUGUUUGGUUUGACUGCUCCUUUUAAGCCCUCCGAGAGAAGCCCGGCGCUUGGGGAGGGGCUGCUGCGUGGGGCGUCUGCCAGGGAGGAAGUCCCCCCCCAGGUCUGCAGUGGGUCUUCCGGGCUCCGCUCCCGAGGCACACAGAGUCGCAUUCGAUGCAUCCCCCAGGCCCGGCAAGGACCGCGCCAGCCGCUGCCUGGGUGCCGCGAAGGGUGUGGGGAAGUGGCACCUCCCCAGAGCGCUCGCUCGUCCCCCUGGGCAGCGCUUGGCUGGCUGGGCGAGAGGGGCAGCGAGGCAGACGCCCCCAGGGGUGGGAAGAGGGGUGUUUGGGCACAGAGCCUGCAUGGACAGCCCCCCCCCCCCCCCAGGAAGAGUCAUGUCCUGGGAAGCGUUAGGUGCCCUUCCGGGGGAACCUGUCGCGGGCGCCUGGCGCUUCACAGUCCUGGCAAAGCCCCACGCUUGCCUGGACCGUGCAAGGCCUCCGGCAGGCUGAGCUGUGGGGUGGGGGGGCCUCUCUUUUCGGGAAGAAGCUCCUGGCCGCAGCACUCUCUGGGCUUCUGUGUGCUCCCCCAGAGGCCUGCAGGCCGCCGCCUCCUCGAGGCCCCCCACCCCAGCAGGCCCCCUGCUCGCCCGCUCCCCCUCCUGGCCACCGAACCCACGUGCCCCCUUCGCGCCUUGCCAGCCCUGGCACUGCAGCCCCGGCAGCCACGGUGCCCCGGCGUGCGAGAGCGCCACCCUUCCAGCGGCCCUCGCUCCUCCGCCACGCUGCUGUGGACGCCCUCUGCACCCGGAUUCGGGGCCAGUGGCCAGAGCGUGGCCGUGGCUGGUGAGGUGGGCAGGGCCAGGGCCGGGAUAGCCCGGGGGAGCGACCGGGUGGGGCCGCCGGGCCCUGGGCUGGCACACAGAGCCCCCCGCCCUCGCCCCGUGCCGGAGUGCCCUCCGAGGCAGCCGGGCCUGCCCUCCACUCGCUGCCGGAAGGAGCAGGCGGGGGCGGCAGAGCGAGCGCAGGGCUGCUGGGGGGAGAAGAGGGCCCGCCAUGCCAUGCCGAGCCGAGCCGAGCUGCCCUGGAAGGUGUUUACGAUCAGCUGCUAAUUGCAGGGCUGGCUCCCGGGGGACACGCCGUGGCGGCUGCCCAAGGAACUUCCAGGAAGAGCAGAAAUCAACAGCGUGUGCCGGGCCAGGCGCUGUGGG
Varanus komodoensis (Komodo dragon) is the source of this 2337-nucleotide messenger RNA. RefSeq names its product BCL2 like 1 (gene BCL2L1). Gene Ontology annotation, cellular component: mitochondrial outer membrane. The transcript has 4 exons. The record is from RefSeq and is a predicted model, not a curated record. Gene Ontology annotation, molecular function: protein heterodimerization activity; protein homodimerization activity. NCBI's taxonomy places the organism in Eukaryota, Metazoa, Chordata, Lepidosauria, Squamata, Varanidae. Bases 179 to 862 code for a protein of 227 amino acids. Gene Ontology annotation, biological process: extrinsic apoptotic signaling pathway in absence of ligand; intrinsic apoptotic signaling pathway in response to DNA damage; negative regulation of intrinsic apoptotic signaling pathway.